UGUGCACAAGAGGUCUUUGACCAGGCAGUGAACGGCAAAAACAGGAUUUUUCGAACGUGAAGGGAUUCCUAUACGUGCCUUAUCGAUACGUCCCUCUCCUCUCCGCCACCACUCGGCUGUUGUGUCGUUGUUGACGAUGCCUUUAAAAAGGACCUAAGCAAGGGUCAGCCGUGAUCAAUCUCAUUCUGCCUGGUGACCUGUCCAGUGUCCUGACCAUCGUCAUGGGAUCUAAAGGAGUUGUGCUCAUUUUGGCCCUCGUACUGUUCAUGGUGUGCUUGGCGUACUGCACACGACAUGGAGGCGGUGGGGGACGUUACCCAAUUCGUGGAGGCGGAGGUCGCUAUCCCCUGCAAGGGGGCGGUGGCUAUCCAGGUGGAGGUCGCUAUCCGGGAGGCGGAGGUCGCUAUCCCCUGCAAGGAGGCGGUCGCUACCCAGGUGGACUAGGUGGCUAUCCAGGCGGUGGAGGUCGCUAUCCAGGUGGUGGGGGCCACUAUCCCGGUGGAGGCCUACGAGGAUAAUGCAAUGCUUUCCUUACUGCAAGUUUCCGUUGACAGGCAUCAAGGUACUUUCAGUUCACAGCGACACAAUGCAGGAGCAAUAAAAUUCGUCAUGAAAAUUA
Molecule: messenger RNA, 619 nt
Organism: Rhipicephalus microplus (southern cattle tick)
Lineage: Eukaryota; Metazoa; Arthropoda; Arachnida; Ixodida; Ixodidae
Product: glycine-rich RNA-binding protein 7-like
Source: RefSeq, a predicted model, not a curated record